UUUGCAGGUGCGGUGGAAAUGGCAGCUGUCGGAGUUUCGAUUGCGAUUUUCAACCAAGCAUCAAAAGUGACAAUAUUCCCUCUUGUUAGUAUAACUACUUCAUUUGUUGCUGAGGAAGAAACUCUUAAAAGAAUGAGUGAGAAAUUACAACAGCAAGAAGACGAAGAAGAUGACGUGGCGAAACCGUGUAAUAAAGCUGGCAAAGAAAUUCCGAAAGCCGCCAUACUCGAUGAAACUUCCAUGAUCGAAAACUUAGACAAGGGCUCGAUGAAUUUAGCAACGGAUGAAGCUAAAUUAGAUGAAGCCCCUAAUGAUGAAGAAUUGAAAAUGACUAGUUGCAAAUGUGUUGACGAAGCUCCGAUAGUCAGCACGAAUAAGGGGAAAACGAAGAAAAACGAGCGGAGGCAUAUUCCUUCGGCAUCUACUGCACUGAUUCUCGGGGGAGUUCUUGGACUCGUUCAAACCCUAAUCCUUAUAUUUCUCGCUAAACCUUUGCUAAGUGUUAUGGGCGUAAAAUCUGGAUCCCGAAUGCUAGCACCGGCAUUGAAAUAUCUAAUAAUACGAUCACUCGGGGCGCCAGCUGUUCUUCUCUCGUUAGCCAUGCAAGGUGUUUUUCGAGGUUUUAAGGAUACUAAAACUCCUCUUUAUGCCACUGUUGCAGGAGAUUUAACAAACAUAAUUUUGGAUCCGAUUCUCAUAUUCGCAUGUCGACUCGGAGUUAGUGGUGCAGCCAUUUCUCAUGUUCUCUCACAGUACCUAAUCUCCCUGAUUCUAUUGUGCAAAUUAAUGAAACAAAUUGACCUAAUGCCUCCAAGCAUCAAUGAUUUACAGUUCAGUAAAUUCCUCAAAAAUGGUUUUCUUUUACUAGCAAGAGUUAUAGCAGUAACAAUCUGUGUGACGUUAGCAGCCUCGUUAGCCGCUAGGCUCGGUGCUACAUCCAUGGCUGCUUUUCAGGUCUGCUUACAGGUUUGGAUGACGUCAUCGCUUCUCGCCGAUGGCUUAGCAGUUGCUGGACAGGCAAUUCUUGCUUGUGCAUUUGCUGAGAAAGACUAUCGCAAAGCAACGGCUGCUGCAGUACGAGUACUGCAGAUGGGAUUUGUACUGGGAUUAGGCCUCGCUCUUUUCGUUGGACUCGGGCUUGAAUUCGGAUCGGGGACCUUUUCCAAGGACAAAAAUGUCAUUCGUAUGAUCGCCAUAGGCAUUCCGGUACGUAUA
Messenger RNA from Erythranthe guttata (spotted monkey flower), 1215 nucleotides. NCBI's taxonomy places the organism in Eukaryota, Viridiplantae, Streptophyta, Magnoliopsida, Lamiales, Phrymaceae. The record is from RefSeq and is a predicted model, not a curated record.